AAACAGCCAACUGCAACCUGCUUAGAGAAUCUCAUUCUAUCUCUCUGACCACACCACAGACCUUUCCCCUUCCAAAAAAGAAAUCAAAAUUUUUUAAAUUCCAAACUAGAAAUUAAAAAACUACUAAACCCCUCUGCUUCAUCAUCAACAUCAUCAUCUCAGAUUCUCAUUCUUAGUGUUUUUUUUAGUUCCAUCAGAAUCAGAAUAUCUGGUAUGAUGGGCUCAAACUCACUCCCAUUUCAAAUCCAAAUCCAAAUCCCAAUCUCUUUAGCCAACCACACCCCCACUCCUUCCCUUCCUCCACUUCCUCUUUGUCCCUCACUACGACGUCGUUAUGAGGCCCGCGGCCUCGCCAUCCACCCCCGCCGCGCGGCGUCUACUCUCGCCUUCUCCGCCGGCGCCGGCGUCGCCAACUCCGUGCCGAGAAAUGGAAACUACACCGUCGGCGACUUCAUGACCACCAAAGAGCACCUACACGUCGUCAACCCCUCCACCACCGUCGACCAAGCGUUGGAUUUUCUGGUGGAGAAGCGAAUUACCGGCUUUCCUGUGGUGGAUGAUGACUGGAAGCUGGUUGGUGUUGUUUCGGAUUACGACUUGUUAGCAUUGGACUCCAUAUCUGGAGGAAUACAAGGUGGUAGUCAACAUGACCCAGAAAUCUUUCCUGAUGUGGACAGUUCUUGGAAGACUUUCAAUAAAAUACAGAAACUGCUUAGCAAAACCAAUGGAAAAGUUGUUGGUGACUUGAUGACAUCUGCUCCACUCGUUGUUCGUGAAACCACCAACCUAGAAGAUGCUGCUAGGUUGUUGCUUGAAACAAAAUAUCGCCGACUGCCAGUUGUAGAUAGUGAUGGCAAGCUGGUUGGGAUCAUUACAAGGGGAAAUGUUGUUAAAGCUGCCCUACAGAUUAAACGUGCUAGUGAAAAAUUAGCUUAGUGCAGGGGAACAUCAUUGGAACUCAAUAGACAUGCAUAAUGAGCUAACUAAAGAUUUAUGAACUCAAACAUGUCACCAUUAUUUCUGCAGCAAGCGGGCACAGCCUGUUGUUGCAUCGAUUUAUUAAGAGAGCCAAUUAUGGCAUAAUAGAUUGCACUAUAACAGGGCCGUCGUUGUAUUUUUCAUGAAAUAUAUAUGUAUAUUUUAGGCUUGUAAUUGAUCAACAUUGUAUAGGUCCUCUAGGAUCAGACCUAAAUUUUGUAUUAUAAUUUAUAAGUGAUUUCUUAUAUUCAUAGGUUAUUAUGACCUAGAA
Argentina anserina (silverweed cinquefoil) is the source of this 1249-nucleotide messenger RNA. RefSeq names its product CBS domain-containing protein CBSX2, chloroplastic-like. The transcript has 7 exons. Lineage: Eukaryota; Viridiplantae; Streptophyta; Magnoliopsida; Rosales; Rosaceae. The record is from RefSeq and is a predicted model, not a curated record. Bases 214 to 936 code for a protein of 240 amino acids.